ACAAAAAAAAACAAACACUAACUUGUCGUCUCUUCUAAAAAUCAUUUCCAAUAUAAAUGACAAAGCAACUUCCUGAACAAUCACAACAAUGGAUUUUGUUUUCCUGAGGGAGUGAAAUCAGAGAAAAACAGAGAAAUGUCGAUUCUACAGUUUGGGUUUUGAAAGGAAGUAAAUAAAUUCAUAUAUAUACCACUUCGUAAUGACGAUCACGCCGGAGUUUGAAUCCUUCCUCAGCUGCGUCUUUGCGAAGGUUUACCGCGGAGGGAGAUCCAUGGGUUCUCACCAAGCUCGCAAUUUCUCUUCUUUACCGCCUGGUAUCAAUAAUGCGUCGAAUGUAGCUGCGCGGUACUUACUUCGAGGAAUAACAGCAACUGUGCUCCUUAUAAUAAGACGCCAAGAAGCAGCCGUCUUGAAACGUCAGGAGGAGCUUAACGAGAUAUCGAGAAAGUUGGAGGAAUUCUUCGAGAAUGAUGAACAAUUUUGGUCUGACAUGGCAGUGAGAGGGAGGAGUCUGAGGAAAACUUCAUCCAAGGAAACGAUAGUUAUCUUUUCAAGCUAGCUUUGGCUAGUAUCCGGUCACUGUGUGGUUUGGAAUUUGAUCAGACAAUCAAUUAAGUAAAUUGCGUUUAGACUGUAUGUGUGUUUUAUGUGAAUUAUUUUAAUCUGAUGCUGCUUUGUCUUA
Molecule: messenger RNA, 682 nt
Organism: Camelina sativa (false flax)
Lineage: Eukaryota; Viridiplantae; Streptophyta; Magnoliopsida; Brassicales; Brassicaceae
Source: RefSeq, a predicted model, not a curated record